AUGGCGCCGUCCAGUGAUGCACAACUGCUUCCACACGUCAGGAACAGCUACUAUGCGAUUAUGGCGAUCCCGUGGGAUGCGUCCGAAGAAGAAAUCCGCAGGAAGUACCACUCGCUCAUGCGCGAAUUUCACCCUGACAAAGGUGGCCGCCGCAUCGGGGGAGCUGCAACAGCCGAACACUUCCAUGAGGUGCAAAGUGCAUAUCGGUGUCUCUCUCAUCCCACGAGGAGGCUGCAAUAUGAUUUGAGAACGUUUGGACGAUCUUCCCUCGCAGUGGGAUCGGAAGGCGAAGAGCUUUUGAUGCGCUGCAAGGAGCAGGCGGAAAUCGAUCUUCGAAAUAUGCAGGUGCAACUUCGCGGGAUCUUGCAGAAGGAACAGAAGGUCAAAGGGUUGAUUGUCACGCAGGCACUUUAUGGCAACUUGCAGCUACGUGAAGAGAUCUUGCACGAGGCCCUGGUGGGUGAGAGGCCUAUACGCGGAGAAGACUUGGCAGGGCCGUGGAUAGAUGUGACCACGGCUCUGCAGUGCUUGGUGGAGGAACACAGGAUUGUUUUACACGGCGGCAUCACUGCAUCGAAGGUGGACCUGCCGGGAGUCUACAAUCCACUACCUCUGGAUUCAGAAGCUGAGCUCAGCCUCUAUGUGCUGUACCAGUUCCAGGAUGCAACGCACGAGGUCACGGUGGGCGACCGUCAGCCACUCUCUAUGCCAUUGAGGACACAUCUCGUAGCCAAGGGAACGCACCCGCGAGGGCCUUUCGCUUCAUCGAAUGCUGACCUUUUGAUGCACAAAAGGCAACGUGAUGCAAUCGCUCCGCGACUGCGGCUGCUGUCUCCAGAGGAGGCGCUACAGAAAGUUGUCCAGGCCCACUUGGUUUGGCGACUUCAUGGACAACCCGGGGAUGUUUCCAAGCGCGAGUACCGCCUCGCGCUGUCCACAUGUGCUCUGGCUGCUGCAAUGACCCUCUUCUUCAUUCUGCGUGGCUUGGCAAAGGCGGUGAGAUCUUCGUCUCCAACCCGACAUAAGCAUCAAGUUGCCUUCGAAGCAGCUGAGGGACAUAGCUUUCCCUUGUCGCGUAUUCCUGGAGUACAGUCUGCUCUUGCCCGAUUCCGAUUGAAGGUGUGGCAUGUCAUAUUCACAGCCCACAUGCUUUCGCAGCCUGCGAGGUUAAAGCACAACGAAUGCUGCAAGUGCAUCCAAAAGUUCGGGAGACGUGGCUGUGUUUUGGCAAUGCCAAUUUUGACAUGA
Messenger RNA from Symbiodinium sp. CCMP2456, 1248 nucleotides. Lineage: Eukaryota; Dinophyceae; Suessiales; Symbiodiniaceae. The record is from the annotation of a GenBank genome assembly.